Molecule: messenger RNA, 1455 nt
Organism: Eremomyces bilateralis CBS 781.70
Lineage: Eukaryota; Fungi; Ascomycota; Dothideomycetes; Eremomycetales; Eremomycetaceae
Product: UBC-like protein
Exons: 3
Coding region: 249-1073 (274 amino acids)
Source: RefSeq, a predicted model, not a curated record
UCCACGUCGCAUCAGUUGUAAUUAGUAUGUACAGUACUUCAAGCUCAACGGUCCCGCGCAGAUCACCACAGGAUAAUACCACGAUACAAAUGCUAGAUACAUACACUACUAUACCGGUGCUCUUUUAUACCAAUUACGUUUUAACCUUCUAGCGCUGGAGCGUUGCUCGGUUUGGAAUUUUAUCUAACUCGUCACGUCCAUUCCACAAGCCUCGCCCUUCUACCGUAUCACCAAGUCGCGGACUUUUAAUGGCAAACACGUCUUCAUAUAACUCAAAAACUCCAACCAUCCGGCGCUUACUAAAAGAAGCAUCCGAGCUCGCGUCCUUGCCGGAUCCCUCCUUAACCGCCCAUCCCAUCGACUCGAACCUUUUUGAAUGGCACUUCACCAUACGAGGCCCGGCAUCAUCUCCAUAUGAGUCCGGCAUCUACCAUGGCCGCAUCUCCCUCCCUCCGCAAUAUCCGCUCAAACCCCCCAAUUUCCGCUUCCUGACCCCAUCAGGGCGAUUCGAGGUCAACCGCGAGAUUUGCCUCAGUAUCUCCGGGCAUCAUGAAGAAACGUGGCUACCUGCUUGGGGGGUGCGGACGGCGCUAGUCGCCCUACGGUCAAUCAUGGCCGACGACAGCCGCGGGCAGAUUGGCGGGCUUGAGACCAGCAGCGAGGUCCGGGAGACGUUCGCGAAAGAAAGUUGGGGCUGGAAAUGCGAUACAUGCGGGAAAUGUAAUAGGGAAAUCAUGGGGGAGUGGGCAGAGGAGGUGAGCGCGAUGGAGAAGCGAGGUGAAAAACUUGAGACGUCGGACACUGUCAUUCCGCCGGGGCUGGCACUGGCAUACAAAGAUGGAAUGGCGAAGCGGAAGGAGAGUGACCCGGUGGCAACAGUGGCUUCGUCAAGUUCAAACUCCCCGCCACGUCCAACAAGAUCGAUCGAUUCGACCGCACCCGCUGCGUUAACACCGAAUCACACCCCUCGAACACCGGACCGGGACGUAUUGUCUGCUUGGAUAGACCGCGCAAUCGGAUUUGUCGCCGUAGCGCUAGUAUUUCUGCUGCUUAGAAUUCUAAAAUUCAUUUGAACGUGACAAGGAUUAUAGACAGCAGAAGAGGACACCAGAACGCCCAAUGGUGCCAAGAUCCAGCCAAAUUGUUGCGCGAGUUACUGCCGUCGUCUGGAUCCCAGUCACAACGAGAACCAUCGACCGAAUGUUCCGCCCCCUCAUUGCCUAUCCAGACAGGCACCUUUAAUACGCCAGCCCUUGCGUACCCGCCCCUCAAAUCCAUUUCUUGUAGAAGUGCAGGCGGAGAUUAGGAAGGAGGCAGGCGGAGAUAGGUGGGAUGCCUGACGGGACCCUCGGUGGAGCUAGCGGAUUGAUUAGCACUUUAAUGUCUUGAUCAUUGGUGCAGCCAUACCGUCUUGUCGUCCGGCGGCGCUGUUGACAGGAAUAUGGUACUCCGGGG